Molecule: messenger RNA, 2450 nt
Organism: Arabidopsis arenosa
Lineage: Eukaryota; Viridiplantae; Streptophyta; Magnoliopsida; Brassicales; Brassicaceae
Source: the annotation of a GenBank genome assembly
AACAUUGUCUCUCCAUGAUUUUUCUUGUCGUGUCUAUCUUAUUUUGGAUGAAGAAAAAACGGCAAAACUCUCACACAAAUGGGGGUUACACUACUUCGCUCAAUCUUCGGUCUCUGUGCCGUCUCAUCUUCAUCAAGAGUAACUGAUUUCCACUCUUCAAAUCUCCGACGCCGGACAUCCACCUUGAAGCAACAACUCACGGCGAUCAAAUCCGUAACAUCCACUGAUCCUCCUCCUUCUAGGGGUAUUCGACGGAGACGUAAGAAUACGGAUGAAAACGUGUUGGAGAAUCCGUAUUCGAAAAUGGAGAUGGCGCGUCCCGAUUUGCGGAAAAGCUUGUCGGAUUUUUUGGAAGAAGCGAGAGAUUUCGUUGGAGAUGGAGGAGGUCCACCUCGUUGGUUCUCUCCGUUGGAAUGCAGGGCUCAAGCUCAAGGCUCUCCUCUCCUCCUCUUUUUACCUGGGAUCGAUGGUACUGGACUAGGGCUCAUUCGCCAUCACAAGAAACUUGGGGAGAUUUUUGAUAUAUGGUGCCUUCACAUUCCAGUCAGUGAUCGUACUCCAUUUAAAGACUUGGUGAAGCUUAUUGAGAGGACAGUGAAGUCGGAGAACUACCGUUUACCAAAUAGACCAAUAUAUUUAGUUGGAGAAUCUACUGGAGCAUGUCUUGCAUUAGAUGUUGCAGCCAGGAAUCCCGACAUCGAUCUUUCUCUGAUCUUGGUUAAUCCAGCCACACAUGUCAACAACUUCAUGUCAAAACCUCUAUUAGGAAUGCUGAAUGUUUUACCAGAUGGAAUUCCCACACUAUUGGAAGACGUAUUUGGUUUUAAGCAAGGUGAUCCAUUGACUGGAAUAUUAGACGCUUUGUCAAAUGAAUUUUCCGUCCAGCGAAUGGGCGGAGUGGGUGGAGGGAUUCUAAGAGAUCUCUUUGCAGUUUCAGCUAAUCUUCCAACUGUGUGUAGGAUGUUCUCUAAGGACACAUUGCUUUGGAAGCUUGAAAUGCUAAAGUCUGCUAUUGCUUCUGUGAAUUCUCACAUAUACUCAGUCAGAGCUGAAACACUCAUACUUCCAAGUGGACGUGAUCAAUGGCUGCACAAUGAGGAAGACAUUGUCAGAUACUCUCGCACGUUGCCAAAUUGUAUUGUACGAAAGCUUGUUGACAAUGGACAGUUUCCCCUUUUGGAGGACAGCCUAGAUCUGGCUACUAUCAUCAAGCUUACUUGUUUUUAUCGCCGUGGGAAGUCUCAUGAUUACAUUUCAGAUUACAUUAAACCUACCCCUUUUGAGUUACAACAACAAUUAGACGAGCACCGAUUCCUAAUGGAUGCUAUUUCACCUGUAAUGCUAUCAACUCUAGAAGACGGUAGAAUUGUAAGGAGCCUUGAAGGAUUACCUUCAGAGGGACCGGUUGUGUACGUUGGCUAUCACAUGAUAUUAGGAUUUGAGUUGGCUCCAAUGGUAGGUUUACUCCUGAUAGAGAGGAACAUUCACAUGCGUGGUUUGACACAUCCGAUGGUAUUUAUGUAUAUCCAAGACUCGUUAGUUAACCCGAAGACGUUUGACAAAUAUAAGUUAAUGGGUGGAGUUCCUGUCUCCAAUAUGAAUUUCUACAAACUACUGCGUGAAAAGGCUCAUGUGCUUUUGUAUCCUGGAGGUGUCCGUGAAGCCUUGCAUAGAAAGGGUGAAGAAUACAAGCUGUUCUGGCCAGAACAAUCCGAGUUUGUGAGAGUUGCAUCUAAAUUUGGAGCGAAAAUCGUUCCUUUUGGUGUUGUUGGAGAAGACGACAUCUUCAAUAUAGUCCUGGAUUCCAAUGAUCAAAGAAACAUCCCUAUCUUGAAGGAUUUAAUGGAGAAGGCAACAAAGGACGCUGGCAACCUAAGGGAAGGCGACGAAAGCGAAUUGGGAAACCAAGAUUGCUAUAUCCCAGGACUUGUACCUAAGAUUCCAGGGCGGUUCUACUAUUACUUUGGGAAACCAAUAGACUUAGCAGGUAAAGAGAAAGAGCUGAAAGAUAAAGAAAAGGCACAAGAGAUUUACUUGCAAGCAAAGAUCUCCGGUCAGAACAAGAGAUUGAACAAUAAAUUCUCGGAAGUAGACACUUUCUUUCAGAAUAUUCUUGACGAGCAUCUUAAGCCUGGAAGAGAGAGCUCUGAUAUUAUUGACGUGAUGAUCGAUAUGAAGAAGAAGCAAGAGAAAGAUGGAGAUCCUCUUAAGUUCACCACUGAACAUCUCAAAGGGAUGAUCUCGGACAUAUUUGUAGCAGGAAUUGGCGGAGUCGCUGGCAUAACACUAUGGGGAAUGACCGAGCUGAUCAGAAACCCGAGAGAUGAAGCCAAAAAGAUCGUUACUGGGGACGAAGAAGUUUUUCUUGCCUACUUUCAAGUUCUUCACCACUGAAUAUGGUUUGGUUUUAUGUACACUAGAUUCUAAGAUAAUAAAUGAAAAUUGUAUCU